CGGAAGGGGAGGUUGUUUUGUUGACAUCGGGCGAACACGAAAAACAGAGGAGAACAUCAAUUAUAAAACAAUUUAAAAUUAAUUGAAUCAACCAAAGAACUACCCGUGUGCAAAGCUAAGCAGCUUCUUGUAGACCUAACCCUGGAGCUAGGGAGGUCUUGAGCACACUGCCUCAUCUGUGACCACCUCGUCUAUCCCGAUGCUUACCCUUUGAUAGCUUCCCGGGAACCCACCCCCUGAGGCCACCUGCUUUGCCCUGUUGUCAAACAUAGAGGGGAAGGGAGAAGCAGCAGCCGACAUGGCGGCCAAAGCAGGGGACAACCCUGACAGCCUCAUGGCACUGACCACAGCCUUCUGCCUGAGGAACCUGAGGAGGACCAUGUGCUACCUGGGAGAGAGGAACAACCUUUGCCUGCGCUCAGACGUCUUCCUGCCCAGCGAAAUCUGUGACAAACUGGUCAACACAUACAUGGAGCUGGUCCAUACGGACAGUAACUUUGAGCCGCAGGACGGCUUCUUCCAGCUGUUCUCGGACCCGCACAGCACCAGGCUCACCCGGGUGCAGCUGAGGGAGGACUUUGUGCGUGACAGGGACCUGGAGGCCAUUGGGAAACAGGACUUGAUAGAGCUCCACCUCACCUACUGCAACAACCUAUCAGCGCACACCCUCAGGACUUUAACCAGAUUCCGCCAGACCCUGGUCUCCCUCAGCCUGUUCGGCUGCAGCCGCAUCUUCUAUCGCAAGGGUGGCGCCCCACUGGCAUGCGACGAGGAAGAGCGGCCAGCCUCCAGACAGGCACCGGACACAGACUUCAGCUUCCAGGGCUUCAACCGGCUGCGGCUGCUCAACCUCGGGGGUCUGCCCGAGGAGGUGGACGCCGAGGCUCUGCUCAAGCCCCUGCCGGCCCUCACCUCCCUAGACCUGUCCGGGGUGCCGCUGCCCAAGGCUGCCUUCCUGGCCCAGUGGAAGGGGAGGCUGGCCUCGCUAGUGCUCUACAACGUGGACCUCUCAGAGGAGCUCAUCAACACGGUGGUGGAGCUGGGACACCUCAGGCACCUGGAUAUCUCCCGAGAGCGCAGCUCUAAGUUCAAGAUGACCCGUAAGAUCCUGACCGCCAUUGUGCAGGGCCUAGUCAACCUGGUGUCGCUGGACAUCUCGGGUCACAUCAUGCUGGACAACUGCACAGUCCCACACUUCGAGGAGGCCAUGGGACGUCCAAGUAUCGAGCCCUGCAAGAGCAGCAUCUACCCUUUCCAGGAGCUAAAGAGGCCUCUGCAGUUUCUGGGGCUCUACAACACCACCCUUUGUAAUGUGACGCAUAUUCCUGCGUACAAGGUCACAGGCUCUAAGAAUGAAGACCAGGUCCUGAAUGCCAUAGAGGCCUACACAGAGUUCCGCCCGGAGCUGGCCCACCGAGCCAUUAACCAGCUGUUUGAUAUCGCCAGGAUACAGCACUGCAGCGAGCUACUGCGGGCACUGCAGCUGGUGAUCGCUGCGCUGAAGUGCCACAAGUACGACAAGAGCAUUCAGGUGACGGGCAGCGCGGCCCUCUUCUACCUGACCAACACAGAGUACCGCAGCGACCAGAGUGUGCGGCUGCGCCGGCAGGUCAUCCAGGUGGUGCUCAACGGCAUGGAGCAGUACCAGGAGGUCACGGUCCAGAGGAACUGCUGCCUGACGCUGUGUAACUUCAGCAUCCCCGAGGAGCUGGAGUUCCAAUACGGCCGGGUCAACCUGCUGCUGCUGAAGAUCCUGGAGCCGGCCCGGCAGGACGAGUCCAUCCAGCGCAUCGCCGUGCACCUCUGCAACGCCCUGGUCUGCCAGGUGGACAACCACCACAAGGAAGCUGUUGGCAAGAUGGGCUUCGUCAAGACAAUGUUGAAUCUGAUCCAGAAAAAGCUACAGGACAGGAUGUGUGACCAGGUGAUGGAGUUCUCCUGGAGUGCCCUGUGGAACAUCACUGACGAGACGCCAGACAACUGUCAGAUGUUCCUUAACUGCAAGGGCAUGAGCCUCUUCCUGGACUGCCUGAAGGAGUUUCCAGACAAACAGGAGCUCCACCGUAACAUGCUGGGGCUGCUGGGUAAUGUGGCAGAAGUGAGGGCUCUGCGACCACAACUCCUCACCCCACAGUUCAUCUCUGUCUUCAGUAACCUGCUGGACAGCAAGGCGGAUGGGAUCGAGGUGUCCUAUAACGCGUGCGGGGUGCUGUCCCACAUCAUGUUUGAUGGGCCAGAGGCGUGGGCCAUGGAAGAGCCACUGAGGGACACGGUCAUGGACAAGAUGAUGGACGCUAUCCAGAGCUGGGACGUCACCUCCCGCCGGAAUAUCAACUACAGAUCCUUUGAACCCAUCUUGCGCCUGCUGCCCCAGAGUAUCGCCACAGUCAGUCAGCACUGGGCCACGUGGGCGCUCUUCAACCUUGUGUCGGUCUACCCGAGUAAGUACUGCCCUCUGCUGAUAAAAGAAGGAGGGAUUGUUCUCCUGGAGAAGGUGCUGGAGCUCCAGACAUCACGUGAAGAGACCAAGGACAUGGCGCGGAAGGUGAUGGAGCAGUGUGAGAACUUCAAAGAAGACCCCAUGGAAACGACGAGUACAUGCAUUCAACAAGCUUUGGACGAAGGACUUUCACAGGACCGCCAUCUCCAAAGUUCACUCAAAAAGGCAAUAGUUCUGAACUGUGUUUUUUUUUUUUUUUUAUUAUUAUUAUAAUUUUGUUAAUUUAUCUUUUAAACUUUGAUUGGUUGAAAUCUAUUGCUCAGUUAUCACUUGGCUCAUGUAAAUAAUUCUGUAGUUGUCCCUUUAAACAUCCGAAGGUCAACAUCCCCAUAGUGUUCACAUUUAUCUCAUGUAAAUGUUGUAGCUUCAUAAAAAGAUUAAAUGCAUAUUUUUGGGGAAAUAUUCA
Messenger RNA from Coregonus clupeaformis (lake whitefish), 2906 nucleotides. Its product is annotated as protein zer-1 homolog. Bases 299 to 2713 code for a protein of 804 amino acids. The transcript is spliced from 17 exons. Gene Ontology annotation, cellular component: Cul2-RING ubiquitin ligase complex. The record is from RefSeq and is a predicted model, not a curated record. Lineage: Eukaryota; Metazoa; Chordata; Actinopteri; Salmoniformes; Salmonidae. Gene Ontology annotation, molecular function: protein binding.